Wasmannia auropunctata (little fire ant) is the source of this 6273-nucleotide messenger RNA. RefSeq names its product heterogeneous nuclear ribonucleoprotein 27C (gene Hrb27C). Gene Ontology annotation, molecular function: RNA binding. Bases 142 to 1293 code for a protein of 383 amino acids. The transcript has 7 exons. The record is from RefSeq and is a predicted model, not a curated record. Lineage: Eukaryota; Metazoa; Arthropoda; Insecta; Hymenoptera; Formicidae.
CGCGUCGCUUCGUUACGUUUACAUUUGUUCCCGACGUCGCGUUGUGCGGAGCCAUUACCCUCGUCCGCGCUAAAGCAUCGUGCCAUAUUCCCACUCGCGCCCUGAAAUUGACCGCGUUCUCGUAGUUUUAAGUGAAAUAUUAUGAGAGUGAAGACCGAAAUGGACGACGACGAAAAGGGAAAAUUGUUCGUUGGUGGAUUAUCAUGGGAGACAACCCAAGAAAAUCUCCAACGUUACUUCGGCCGUUAUGGCGAGGUCAUCGAUUGCGUUGUUAUGAAAAACAGCGAAUCCGGGCGCAGUCGUGGAUUUGGAUUUGUAACAUUUAGCGAUCCCGCUAAUGUUUCUUUGGUCCUUCAGAACGGACCUCACCAACUUGAUGGACGUACAAUUGAUCCGAAACCAUGUAAUCCACGCACUCUUCAAAAGCCAAAGCGCAGCGGUGGCUUCCCGAAAGUCUUUCUUGGUGGCUUGCCAAGUAAUGUGACGGAGACUGACUUAAGAUCCUAUUUUACUCGCUUUGGUAAAGUCAUGGAAGUAGUCAUAAUGUAUGAUCAGGAGAAGAAGAAAUCGAGGGGGUUUGGCUUUCUCAGCUUUGAGGAUGAAGAAGCAGUGGACCGCUGCGUUGCAGAACAUUUUGUCAACUUGAAUGGAAAGCAGGUUGAGAUUAAGAGAGCUGAACCGCGGGACUCGUCAAGCAAAAUGAACGAUAGUCAUCAGGGUCAGUGGGGUCCACCUCAACAGGGUGGUCCACCGAUGGGAAUGGCCGGAAAUAUGGGGCCUAUGGGUGGACCGAACGGUCAGAUGGGUGGACCUAUGAUGGGAGGACCCAUGGGUCCGCCUGGUAAUAUGAUGCAACAAUAUCAAGGUUGGGGUACCAGUCCUCAAACCGGUGGAUAUGCGGGAUACAGCACCCAGUAUAACGCCCAGGGGUGGGGCGCACCACCAGGACCACCACAGCAGCAGCAAAUCCCGCCACCGCCGCCGCAUCAGUGGGGUAGUAGCUAUAAUGUUCAACCUGCUGCAGCUACCCAAGGUUAUGGAAGUUAUGGUGACAUGUAUUCGCGGCAAAAUACCGGUUCAGGUGCACCAGGAUCUAGCAGCAGUUCAGCCAAGACUCCAGAUUACACUGGGUACUCUGCAUACAGUAAUUAUGCUGAUACAUCUUAUCCUCAGCGUUCGUAUCAGGGAGGAGAAAAUAGUCAAGUUGCACAAGAAUGGGCCACGCGUACGGCUCGAUAUCUUCAAGCGUUGACCAGUUACCACAAACUUGCGGACAAAGUCAGGGAUACAUGACGAUACAUAACGAAGUUAUGGACACAAACAAGAUGACACAGACUUAACGAAGUUUUGGGUAGAAGCAUGAAAAUAUUAUACAUAAUUAUUCGUUCAUGUAAGUAAAGCUAUAAAAUGGUGCACAAAUCAAUGUUUACGUAGGCAUACACAAUUCUUUUAUUAAAAAGUUUCAACUUCUCUAACGCUCGAGAAUUUCAUUGUUUGAAUAAGAGAAUUUUUUUUUAUGCCUGCGAAUCAUUCAUAAAAUCAAUGCUCCACUUGCGUUGAUUUUAAAUCCAUGAAUUGUAUGAGUUAAUGGUAUUAUGUAAUUUUUCGAAAUAUCUGUUUGUUGUCAUAUUUAUUUUUAAAUAAAUUAAUUUAGUCCUUCUAAAUGUAUUCAAUUGUUUGUUAAUUUUGGCCGCAAAACUUAUGCAGUUGCCGACCACUUAGCUCGCUAAUAUGUCGAACCUUUUGCAUUUAAUAAUGAGAGUUCUCUAAUGCUUGUGAUUCGGACGCGACGCAAAUGUGACACACAAGAAAUCGAACAUAUACACGCAUACAUUUACACACGUACCUACACAUCGUAGACGCUUUUUAAGAUAGCGCAUACACAUGAAGAUUUACCAAGCGAGCGCUUGGGGAAUUUUGUCGAUUAGAAGUAUCGCGUUUUACUCCCCUUACGUCGGAAGGGACGUUUGCCUCGUCAUUUACAUCAUUUACUAAGCAAACAACGGCGAAUAUACCGAGCCGAAUUACACCGAGUAUAAAUAGUAUUUACGAGUCUGUAUGCGCAUGUACUAAUUAGAUAACUAUUUGUAUUUUAACAAGUAAUAUUUAAUGUUUGAUGUUUCAUCCAUCCCACAUUAUUCUUGUGUGCGUAAACGUAGGAGAACAGCCGUGGAGGCAACUGUGUUAAUAUUGAUAGACGAAUCUAGGAUGGGCUGUUGGUGGUUGGAACGCAUUUUCAGAUUACCGUAGUUAACUUCUUUCCGUUCGUCAAUUUUAUUCAUCACAGGCAUCUCUGGCGAGUGGAAUUAUUAAAGUCAGCGUGAUUUUGAAUUACUGCGACAUUUCUUUUAACAACGAAAAUAGUUAUACGUUGAAAAAUUGUGAUAAUUUAUUGAUUUAAUUGUGGAAAUUUGUAAGAAAAUGGAGAUUAUUAAUUUUAUCGUUGAAAAAUUUUGCAUUUAAUCUGAUCGAUCUGAAGAUGGAUCGUAUAGAUCCGAUUUUUUCGUUCUUAUCCUAUAUCAUCGUGUUCAAAUUCAAAUUUUGCUCGCCAGAGGAACCGCCCAAAAAAUUUAUCCAAUCAAGAGAAGUUGGGGUUUAUAUGUCAAAACGGCGUUCGCAUUUCCAAUCCUGGGAUUCAAUUAUCGACUACGGCGCGGCAGUUAUUGAAUCGAGAUUGAGUUCACGUUUCGCUCAUUUCAGAAUUUUGGUUUUGUUUCCGAAACGGACUUAAGCGAGAGGAUAAAUCGAUCGCGCUCGAUAGUGAAGUCGAAGCUAUCGCUUUUAAUUUUCGCGUUUCGUCAACUUACGCUACAGUUAUUUUCGUCUUAAACGUAUAAUUUCGCCGUGAAUGAAAUACGUCCCAACGCUCACUGCCCUCCGUGGAGACACGAGAGAGCGACAGCCCUUUUCAUGUCUGGUGGCCCCUUUGGACAGAGGGACAGCCGGGAGAAGGGUCGUCGCGAAGUAUAAUACGAUACAAACGAGUAGUCAGCGUGCUUUAUCGAGCUGAAUAAAAGAUAACAAAAAUGGAAAAUAACAAUCGCGCGUCUGCUGUUUCUCCUUGCGAGCCGCGUGCACGCGCGUACUCGCGCGCUUCAGCCCGAUUUGGAAAUAUUGCCGUGACACUUAGGCUUAGGAUAAAAGCGGAAAAACAAAACCUUAUUAAAAGAUAAAAGAAGUGUCAAAGUACUGCUACAAUUAUCACUAAUUAACUAUUAACUAUUAACGCGUUAGUACCACUUAAAACGAAAGAUCGGAGGGGGAAGUGAGAGACAAAGAGAGAGAUAGAUGUGAAAACUACUGUUGUUAUUAAUUUCUAUUUGUAAUUAAUUAAUUAAUUGUCAUCAGCCAUGGCUUUACUAUUUUCUUGAUAAAGUACUAUAUCGACAGCUUCUCGAGGCUACGAGGCAAUGAGGCGCGUGUGAGAAAGAGCUUAGAUUAGUAAGGCGAGCAUGUUUAACGUUUAAUUAAGAUCGACGAUUUGGGGGAGUAAGUGUGGAGCUUAAUUGGUGGCGCGAUCCUGUAAGAAUUCUGUGCGGCCGAAUGCUGCGUGGGUGCCGGGGGUGCAUGCGUGGGGUGAAGAGAAAAAAAAACGGGCGCAACAAAAAAAAUCUGGACUCGGUUAGGUAGAUAAAUAGACGUAUAUAAGACGACCUGGAAAGACUGGGAAUUAAUUAAAUCACAUCCUCUCGGAAGUAGAAUUAAUUAGAAAGGCUGGCUGUAAGGUCAAACGACUGUUCGCGUUUAUUGUUACUAAUAGUUAAUGGGCUAUCUCUAACGUCUUACGGUCUAGUUUACUCGAUAAAUGGACAAGAAAAUAAAAAAGUUGUUUACUAAACUCGUUACCUCCGCCUAAGGAUGAUAGCUGUUACGAAAAAUCGUAAUCGUUUAGCUGGGUAAGGCCGAAAAAUCGCAUUAAAUAAUACGUGGAUAGAAAGUACACACCGAAAGUGCUACAGACAGAUCUCUUUUUCUUAACGCGAGAUAGUUUACGGUAGAUAAGUGCGAGGAGGAAUUUCCGUUUGCGCGAAAUUGGCAGGUUCUUCUUUUUUUUUUCUUUGUCAACUCGAUUUCGUUCUACUUUCUACUCGAGCGCGGUUCUCGGAUAUCACAUCACGUCGCGAACGAUAACAACUCUCAAUAUUCAGCUGAUGAUGUCUGAGCAAACAAAGAUUAGGAUUCGCAAUUCUUGAAGCUUUAAAAAAAUAAAAAAAUAACUAAAUUGCUCUAACAACGCGCGAAACAAAGUCGACGGCUUAUUUUCGUUCUCUUUUGAUACAUCGGUGCGAACGUUUUUACUUCGUGUUUCGAUGACAUGAUAGCAGACCCUUUUUAAACGUGUCUUAAAAUCGCGACGGUACGUACGUCGUGUGCCCUUUUCCGGAGGGCGCGACGACGUCAGCAAAACGAGAUGGAUGGGGUGAAAGACGCAUGAAUGUGAAAAAAACUUGGGCACGACGUUGUAGCGGUAUAAUUAAAUCGAUAUAAUUAUUGAUUAAGAGAUAAGUUGUGUACAAAUGUAUUAUAAAUUAACAAUUAUCUCAGAGUACCUUAACGCAGAGAGGAAAAAGAAAGAGUAAUUAAUGAAACUUACUUGACUCGUUUUAAUUAUCAUAAACACAUAUAUAUAGAAGACCCCCCCGCUUCUUUCGACGGGCGGGGACAAAGGAGGAUACGGCACAUAGGAUCAAUAAUUAAGGGUAUCGAUUAUUGUCUAAUUAAUUAAUUAAACUCGUAACUCUCGAAAUAAGGCCGUUGUAGACAAGUAUUAAAAUAGGGAAAGUGAAAUAUUUUUAAUGAAACCACAAAUGCCAACUAUUGUGUUCUCGUGAGAAUCAUAAUUAUUCCGUAAUUCUUAAGUAAAAAGAAAAGGAAAGCGUAUCUAAGUCGUUGAUUAUAUAAGUCGUUGUAAUUUAAUUCUUUUGUUAGAAAGGAAGACGGUGGGAGAAAGUAAAAUGGGAUAUGAUAAAUCACUGGCAGGACGAGACGUACGUGACUGAAGCGAAUGGACGUGCGCACGAAGUGAGAGAAUGAAUAUCGAGUGAUUGACGAAAUUGCAUGAAUUGAUCGAGCGAUGAUCGAGCUACUGGUAAUGACGGAUUAAAGGAGGAAUCGAAUACAUUCGUGUUUUUUUUAUCUCAUACAUACAUAAAGGGGUUCAUUAAAAAAAUUUACUUAAUAGGUCGAAUCGAUUAUUGAAAUUUAUUGAUAUUAUUUUAGUACUUUUGGUAAAAUUGAGUAAACUUUUCGGAGUAAAAAGAAUUGAGAAUUGACAAGUUAAGCCUCUACGUUGUGUGCAAACUUGAUCCCUACGAUGUCAAUAUUAUUUGCGAUUUUAAAAAGUCGUGAGAAUAAGUAGAAGAAACGUAAGACGAGAGAUUUUGAAAAAAAGGCGAAUGGAUUCUAUUCUCCGAUUGGGAAGACGGUAUAAGAGGAUCGUGUGAAAGGGGAAAAACGAGCGAAAGGAUUGUGUGAUUGUGAGACGAUUAGGAGACGACGAGUGAGCAUAUAGGCGUAAAUAUCCGAUAUUAACAACUAAAUGACAGACACACAUAUAUACACACAUUUAGAGAAAUGUUCACAGAAUAUACAUUUUAGUAAUACAGGAGCAUAGAUCGUACGGGGUACAAGUUGGCGCGCGACCAUCGCGCGUCGAGAAUCAGGUUUAAGGUUUGCCAAAUCUUACUAAGUAAAAAACCAUGCGAAACAGAGUAAAGUUUAUUAAGCUGCACUACGUAUAGCAUGUAGGGAGUACUUGCAUUAAAGGAAAAAAAAAACAUAGCUAAAAACCGUUAGUGUUUAUUAAAAAAAAAAAACGAAGAUGUGAUGAAGAGUGCCGGCGCAAUAUUUCCAAAUCGAAGCCCCUCGAACCUGCCGUUUAUCCGGAAAGGGGGAUCAUCCCCUGAACCCGCGUGCAAAAAAAAGAUAAGAGAGAACGGGAGGGAGAAGUGAAGAGAGAAAGAGGAAAUCGUGAUGACAAAAUCAAACGGAAGGAGACUCUCGGUCGUCGCAUUUCUCUUGCGAUCGUGUCUUUGUGUCUCCGUUUUUCUUUUCGCGACGUAUAUCCUUAUGUCGACGGAGCGUUUAUCUGUAGGUUCAUAGGGCACGUGCGUAAUGUUAUAAAUUAUCAAAAUGCGACAAGAAACGAUCGUCAAAUAGAACUCGUCGGGGACGUGUAUUUGGUGUUCUGGCGUGCGAAAUGAAGAGCACGGCGGGAGCGAGGGAACGGGGGGAUCGGAGACAGUGACGAAUCGACGAGUGAAAAUUACGAAA